AUGCUCACCAAGCUCCGCCUCCUCGCGUUCGCGACGCUUGUCGCCCCCAUCCUAGCCGACGACACGGGCAAGAAGUGGGUUCCCGCCCUCCCAGAUUACCCCGUCUCCGACGCCGUGCUCGGUUCCAGCUCGCUCAAGCGGCAGACAUACACCUGCCUGCCCCCGAUGCCGCAGUACUGCUCGAGGACGACGUGCGCGCCGGCCGGCACGCAGUGCUGCGGGGCUCUGCGCUUCUGCUACCCGGGCAACUACUGCCUCGAGAAUGGCGGUCCGCCGCCCACCAAGCCCUCGCCGCCGUCCCAGGCCCCUCCUUCGCCCUCUGCCCCUUCGGCGUCCGCGCCGUCGUCGGGCCCGUCCAAGCCCCCGACUAACCCGAACCCGCCUCCUCCGUCCCAGUCCGCCCCCAAACCGCCGACCCCGUCCAACCCUCCUCCUGGCCCGUCCAACCCUCCCAACCCCAACCCCUCGACGCCGCCCAAGCCGCCCGGCAAGGUGUCAGGCAUGGAUGGCCAGCACCGGCGCACCGUCAACCUCGAGGACGAGAUCGAGUGGGAGGCGAGCUGGGAGACGGAGAUCUCGUGCGACCCCAGCGAGCGGGGCAAGAGGAUCAACACGACCGGCACGGGGACCUGGACCAUCACGACUGGCGUUGCGUUCUCCACGGUGACCGACACGGACGGCGGCGGGGGCGCCGACCUCGGCUUCACGUUCAAGCCUGGCGGCGAGGACAGCGGCGUCGAGCUCGAGCAGACGUUCGGGCUCAAGGUGCCCCCUCCUGAGCCGGGACCGAACGGGACGUACGACGGCAUCGCGACUGGGUGCGCCAUCACGUACAAGUAUGCCAUCAAGUGGACGGCCGGGAUCCAGAGCCAGGAGAUGGAGCUGGCGUACACCAUCCCCGAGAUCAUGCGCCGUGCCGCCGCGUUCGGGCUGCAGAUCAACAAGAUUGAGCUGUUUGCGUCGCUCGACGACUUGAACGCCGCCGAGACGGCCAAGCCGCCCACUGUGCCGCCCACGCCCAGCACGCCGCCGGGAGAGAGCGCCAAGCCUAGCGACGGGGCCACGCCUAGCGACACGUACACCACCAAGCCUGACGGCAAGGUGUGCAAGGUAAAGCCCACUGGCAAGGCUCGUCGGCGCCGCGAUUUCUAG
Vanrija pseudolonga is the source of this 1152-nucleotide messenger RNA. RefSeq lists its product as uncharacterized. The coding region runs from base 1 to 1152 and encodes 383 amino acids. NCBI's taxonomy places the organism in Eukaryota, Fungi, Basidiomycota, Tremellomycetes, Trichosporonales, Trichosporonaceae. The transcript is spliced from 4 exons. The record is from RefSeq and is a predicted model, not a curated record.